Messenger RNA from Fukomys damarensis (Damara mole-rat), 1638 nucleotides. RefSeq names its product secretagogin, EF-hand calcium binding protein (gene Scgn). The coding region runs from base 424 to 1257 and encodes 277 amino acids. Lineage: Eukaryota; Metazoa; Chordata; Mammalia; Rodentia; Bathyergidae. The record is from RefSeq and is a predicted model, not a curated record. Gene Ontology annotation, cellular component: synapse; terminal bouton; nucleus. The transcript is spliced from 12 exons. Gene Ontology annotation, molecular function: calcium ion binding. Gene Ontology annotation, biological process: regulation of presynaptic cytosolic calcium ion concentration; regulation of long-term synaptic potentiation.
UUGAACUACAUCACUGAACUGCAACCCCAGGCCUUUUAAGUUUUGAUUUUGAGAUGGGGGGGGUCUCACCAAGUUGCCAGGGCUGGGAUGGAACUUGUGAUCCUCCUGCAUCAGCCUCCCAGAGUGCAGGGAUUAUAGGCUUGUGGCCCCAGGCCGGUUUUAACAAUACUUUCUUCUCAGCACUUCUAAUCUUCCCCUCCCCUCCCACCACACUUCCUGUCAGGCCGAAAGGGCCGGCCCCUGAACACCUCUUCCACCUAUUUAAGUGAGACAACUCUGUAGAAAAGCUCUUGGGACACUCCUUUGAGAGGUCACUGAUCAGAGGGCAGCAGAGCAGGUGGAGUAGCCUAGGAGGCCGGCAAGGGAGUUGUCACCCAAGUUUCUCGGGUCCUCGUGCCCGGAGCCCGGCUCCGCGUCGGAACCAUGGACAGCGCCCGCGGACUGGCUCUGGGGCGGUGUUUGGACGCCGCCGGCUUCUGGCAGGUGUGGCAGCGCUUUGAUGCGGACGAAAAAGGUUACAUAGGAGAGAAGGAGCUUACUGCUUUCCUUCACCAUAUGCUGAUGAAACUGGGUACUGAUGACUCAGUUAUGGAAGAAAAUGUGCACAAGAUGAAACAACAGUUUAUGACUGACCAUGGUGUUCCUAAAGAAGGUCACAUAAGGAUGAAAGAGCUGGCCAGUAUGUUUUUGUCCGAGGAUGAAAAUUUUCUUCUCCUCUUUCGCCUGGAAGCUCCCUUGGACAGCAGUGUGGAGUUCAUGCAGAUUUGGCGCAGAUAUGACGCAGACAGCAGUGGCUUUAUAUCAGGUGCUGAGCUUCAGAACUUCCUCCGAGACCUUUUCUUCCACAACAAAAAGGCCAUUUCAGAGGCAAAAUUGGAAGAGUACACGGACACCAUGAUGAAAAUCUUUGACAAAAAUAAUGACGGUCGCUUGGAUCUCAAUGACCUGGCAAGGAUUCUGGCUCUUCAGGAAAACUUCCUUCUUCAAUUUAAAAUGGAUGCCAGCUCUGCUGAAGAAAGGAAGAGGGAUUUUGAGAAGAUCUUUGCCCACUAUGACAUUAGUAAAACUGGAGCCCUAGAAGGCCCAGAAGUGGACGGGUUUGUCAAAGACAUGAUGGAGCUGGUCCAGCCCAGCAUCAGCGGACUGGACCUUGACAAGUUCCGGGGGAUCCUCCUGCGUCACUGCGACGUGAACAAGGAUGGGAAAAUUCAGAAGUCUGAGCUGGCUUUGUGUCUUGGGCUGAAAACCAGCCCCUGAUCUUCACAUGAUUUGCCAUUCACCCUUGCCGUGUUUCUGUGCUCUUGCUGCUGGAAUUGUAUCUUGUGCUUUGCCUCUUGGGAUCCAGUGGGCAAACUUUUCCACCUUAGCUUGGUGUUCUUGGGGGAGCGAGGGAUGCGAAGGCCCCUUCCAAUGGCAGGCACGGUCCUCCAAGCAGCAGCUGAGUCCUCUUCCCCUUGACCCUAGGCUUUCCUGUCCCCUACAAAGACUCAGUAACCUGUUAGAUCUGCUCUGCUCCUCUUCCCCUGCCACCUGGUGGCAGGGACAGCUUGGUCCAUCCAUCCCUGCUCUUCUCGUGGGCUCUCCGCUAAAUGGAAGUGUGUGUGACAGCUGUGGCAGUUCUGUAACUUCUGCAAGUAG